AGCGUAACAAUAAUGAUACACACAUAGCAUUUGUAGUCGAUGGAGAGACACACACAGAUCAUUUGCAAUAUAUUUAUUGUCAACUAUCAAAGUUGGAAAAAGCCUUUGUACAUAUAAUAACAACUGGCAAAAAACGCGGUCUGAGUGGGAAGAAAUUGUCAAAGGAGAACGCACAAGAAUCGAAUUGCAAUGUAUUGAUACAUGAUUUGGAAACUUUGGCCAUAAGUUCAGGGAGAGAUGGCAUUAUGACAAAAGUUUCCCUUGGAAUGGUUCAAAUUCUAGAUCAAAUUCAACCUGAUAUCUUGAUAUAC
Acaulospora morrowiae is the source of this 311-nucleotide messenger RNA. NCBI's taxonomy places the organism in Eukaryota, Fungi, Glomeromycota, Glomeromycetes, Diversisporales, Acaulosporaceae. The record is from the annotation of a GenBank genome assembly.